AGCCUGCCAGUAACGAGCUUCUCCACACACACACCCCCCUCCCGUUCACCACUGUUAUCUACCAUCGUCUCAGGCGGCCGACCGCACAGUCAUGUCGUCCGCUCGCUUCGACUCGUCGGAUCGCUCGAGCUGGUACUUCGGCCCGGUCUCCCGGCACGAGGCUCAGUCGCGGCUGCAGGGCCAGCGGCACGGGGUCUUUCUGGUGCGAGACUCGUCCACCUGCCCCGGGGAUCACGUGCUUUCCGUGUCCGAGAACUCGCGGGUGUCCCACUACAUCAUCAACUCCCUGCCCGGCCGCCGCUACAAGAUCGGAGACCAGGAGUUCGACAAUCUACCGGCACUGCUAGACUUCUACAAGAUCCAUUAUCUGGACAGUCAGCAGUACCCAAGCCCACCUGUCAGUGCAGGAUCAGCACCCAUUGUUGUAGCAUCAGAAGAAAACUUGGAAUAUGUACGAACUCUAUAUGACUUCCCCGGGAAUGAUGCCGAGGACCUUCCUUUUAAAAAAGGAGAAAUUUUAGUAAUUGUUGAAAAGCCAGAGGAACAAUGGUGGAGUGCCCGGAACAAAGACGGUCGCGUUGGUAUGAUCCCCGUACCCUAUGUCGAGAAGCUAGCCCGUCUACCACUUCAUGGCAAAAUGGGGAACAGGAAUUCAAACAGCUAUGGUAUACCAGAGCCCGCACAUGCCUACGCUCAGCCGCAGACUCCCAGCCCGCUGCCUACCUCUGGCACUCCUCCUGCUAUCACUCCACUACCAUCUACCCAGAAUGGACCUGUCUAUGCUAAAGCUAUUCAGAAACGAGUGCCAUGUGCUUAUGAUAAAACUGCUCUUGCAUUAGAGGUGGGUGACACGGUGAAAGUGACUCGGAUGAAUAUAAAUGGCCAAUGGGAAGGAGAAGUGAAUGGUCGAAAAGGGCUUUUCCCCUUCACGCAUGUGAAAAUAAUUGACCCUCAGAACCCGGAUGAUAAUGAGUGACUUGUGUUCCUCCUCCUCGGCUCCGCUUAAUUCACUGUCCUUCUUCCAGAUCCUCUGAAGUUUUCUUGGCAUAUCCUUCAACUCCGAUCUUUCAGCCGCCUGGUUAUUUGACACUUCUGAAAAUAACACACUCCAAAGUUCACCUACUGACGCAUGUAACAUAGCUGUGUUUGUCCAUACUGCAGAGCUACUGCUUACCACGUGUUCCAGGGUCUGAACAAGCUUACUUAGAAAUGCUGUGCUGCCAGCUGCUAAUCCCGUGUUGCUGUGGAGAACAAUGCCUGGUGGAAUUCUGAUAGGAGUUUUUCCUUCUUGAACAAAAUCCAAAUCAUGCCUAAAGGCUUGUGAGGACGUCGGAUCAUUUGACUAUACACAUUGCUACAACAUAAGCCAGAGUGGCGCUAUAAGCUGUCCCAUAUGGAGAGGUUCCUUAACGCUUAUGGGGACACCUCCAGAUUGUGGGAGUAGGUGAAUUCGAGGCCUUUAUUUAUACAGUGAAUUGUUCUAGACAGGAACUGAGAACAUGCCUACUUCCUCCUUCUAAUGCAGAGUUCUGUCACUGUAGUGAAAGAUGUCAUCUGCUUGUCCUUCUAGUAAUGAAUGGAUUUACAGCUUGAUAUUCAAUGGCGCAGUGUACGAUGUCUUUUUUUUCCCCCCUCUUCCUCUUAGUGAGUGCCAUUAUGGAAUUGUCCUGUGAGGUGUUUAGCAAAUAGAUCUCCUGGAAAAGCUUAGUGAAUUUGUCUCUUCUGGACCGUCUUUUAUUGAAUGAUAUAAGAAAGGAUUCCAGCAUGGAGCUCAGCUUCUGUAUUGUUGCAGAACGCUAGUAACAUGUCAGGACAUCUUUUAAACCUCAGACCCAGUCCUAGUAGUUUUUUGUUGUUCUUUACUUUGAUCCAUUCAUUGACGCUCUUUGGUCAGGAUGUUUUUUUCCAUCUUACAGUGAGCUGUCCUGUUCUACCGCAGCUUCUGAGCACAAAGGGAGGAAACAGAUCCUUAUACAAUGAGCUUAGCUCCUUCUUUCUUAUUUGCCCCUUUUUUUCCUGGAACAGUGCAACAAGCAUAUACAAUAAAAAGAGCCCAACUGCUGUUUACGGUCUGUGUUACUCACCCGCAGUAAGGUUUGGUAUGCCUAUGGCCUUGAAAUAGCUGUUCUCACUUCUCACGUUCUGCCAUUUGAAACCUAUCUUCCUCUCCUCUAUCGAUUUUUUUUUUUGUUUGGCUGGAUCUGGACCCUUUCCAGC
Messenger RNA from Nanorana parkeri, 2217 nucleotides. It is a transcript of the gene CRKL, whose product is annotated as CRK like proto-oncogene, adaptor protein. Gene Ontology annotation, molecular function: protein binding. Bases 92 to 976 code for a protein of 294 amino acids. The transcript has 3 exons. Lineage: Eukaryota; Metazoa; Chordata; Amphibia; Anura; Dicroglossidae. Gene Ontology annotation, biological process: positive regulation of ERK1 and ERK2 cascade. The record is from RefSeq and is a predicted model, not a curated record.